Molecule: messenger RNA, 3228 nt
Organism: Colletotrichum siamense
Lineage: Eukaryota; Fungi; Ascomycota; Sordariomycetes; Glomerellales; Glomerellaceae
Gene: xpo1
Product: Exportin-1
Exons: 9
Coding region: 1-3228 (1075 amino acids)
Biological process (GO): protein export from nucleus; ribosomal small subunit export from nucleus; ribosomal large subunit export from nucleus
Cellular component (GO): cytoplasm; nucleus
Molecular function (GO): nuclear export signal receptor activity; small GTPase binding
Source: RefSeq, a predicted model, not a curated record
AUGGCUAUUACGAUCCCGGAGCUGGACGACCUCGUCCGCUCCUUCUACGAGGGCCGUGGCGAACAGCAAAAGCAAGCGCAAGCUGCACUCAACCAGUUCAAGGAAGAUCAAGAUGCUUGGCUCCUCGUCGACAAGAUCCUCUCCGAAGCGACCUACCCCCAAACAAAGUACUUGGGCUUGCAGGUGCUCGACAACGUGAUCAUGACGAGAUGGAAGGUUCUCCCAAGAGAUCAGUGUCAAGGUAUCCGUAACUUUGUUGUGCAGUUCAUCAUCCAGUGCUCCAGCUCCGAAGAGACUAUGAAGGCUGAGCGCACCCUGCUCAACAAGCUCAACCUCGUCCUGAUUUCCAUCCUCAAGCAGGAAUGGCCCCAUAACUGGCCUACCUUCAUCAACGAGAUCAUCACGUCGUGCCACUCGAGUCUAUCCAUCUGCGAGAACAACAUGGUCAUUCUCCGCCUGCUGUCUGAAGAGGUCUUCGACUACUCCGCCGAGCAAAUGACUUCCGCCAAGACUCGAAACCUCAAAACCACCAUGUGCGCCGAGUUUUCUCAGAUUUUUACCCUCUGCCAGGAGGUCCUUAACACCGCCGACCAACCGAGUCUCGUCAAGGCUACCCUCGAGACAUUAUUGCGCUUCUGCAACUGGAUCCCCCUCGGCUACAUCUUCGAGACCCCCCUGAUUGACACUUUGCGAACCCGAUUCUUGCCUGUUCCCGAGUUCCGCAACGUUACUUUGCAAUGCUUGACGGAGAUUGGCGGUCUGCCGACCGGUGGAAACACUUACGACGAGCAGUUGGUCAAGAUGUUCACUGAGGUCUUGACUACCAUCGCAACGAUUAUCCCCAUUAGCCUGGAUUUGAAGUCGACAUACCCCAAUAGUAACUCUAGAGACCAAGAAUUCAUUCAGAACUUGGCUCUGUUUUUGUGCAAUUUCUUCGGGAUGCACCUCAACCUUAUCGAGAACUUGCCUAACCGGGACUUCCUUACACAUGGCCACUACUACUUGAUCCGCAUAUCCCAGAUCGACGACCGCGAGAUCUUCAAGAUCUGCCUCGACUACUGGCUCAAGCUCGUUCAGGAGCUCUUCUCGGAGAUGCAGCAGCUCCCUAUGACGGAAGUGAAUCCCUUGAUGGGCAUGGCUGGAGGAAUCACUGGAGCCGGCGCGCCGAGUCCGGACAUGCUGAACAACUAUCCGCUGCGCAAGCACAAGUACAACGAGGUCUUGUCGAACCUGCGUACAGUCAUGAUUGAGAAGAUGGUCCGUCCCGAGGAGGUUCUCAUUGUCGAAAACGACGAGGGAGAGAUUGUUCGUGAAUUCGUCAAGGAGAGUGACACGGUACAACUCUACAAGACUAUCCGAGAGUGUUUGGUGUACCUGACGCACUUGGACGUCGUCGAUACCGAGAACAUCAUGACGGAGAAACUCGCCCGUCAAGUCGACGGUAGCGAAUGGUCAUGGCACAACUGUAAUGUGCUCUGCUGGGCCAUUGGUUCUAUUUCUUUGGCUAUGAAUGAAGAUACCGAGAAGCGCUUCUUGGUUACGGUCAUUAAAGAUCUUCUUGGUCUCACAGAGAUGAAGCGUGGCAAGGACAACAAGGCUGUGGUCGCGUCCAACAUUAUGUACAUUGUUGGACAAUACCCGCGUUUCCUGAAGGCCCACUGGAAGUUUCUUAAGACGGUUGUCAACAAGCUCUUCGAGUUCAUGCACGAGUCCCACGAGGGUGUUCAGGACAUGGCUUGUGACACGUUCAUCAAGAUCGCAAGACAGUGCCGUCGUCACUUCGUUGCUCUUCAGCCGUCUGAACAGGAGCCAUUCAUCGAGGAGAUUGUCCGCAACAUGCACAAGAUCACUUGCGAUCUGUCCCCCCAGCAGGUUCACACUUUCUACGAGGCGUGCGGCUACAUGGUGGCAGCCCAGGGCAACAAGCACCAGCAGGAGCGGCUCUUGAGCGACCUGAUGGCUAUCCCCAAUGCUGCGUGGGACGAGAUCAUUAAGCAGGCGCGGAUGAACCCGGUCAUUUUGCAGGAUGCUGAGACUAUCAAAGUCAUCGGCAACAUCAUGAAGACGAACGUCUCAGCCUGCACGUCUAUCGGUCCCUACUUCUACCCCCAGAUCGGCCGCAUCUUCCUUGACAUGUUGCAGAUGUACCGAGCUACCAGUGAGCUGAUCAGUGAGGCUGUUCAGAAGCAGGGUGAAAUUGCAACCAAGAUGCCCAAUGUCCGUGGCCUGCGAACCAUCAAGAAGGAAAUCCUCAAGCUGGUCGAGACCUAUGUCGAGAAGGCUGAGGACUUGCAGUCCGUACGUCAGCAGAUGGUCCCUCCCCUGUUGGAGUCAGUUCUCGUCGACUACAACCGCAAUGUUCCCGGAGCUCGCGACGCCGAAGUGCUGAAGGCCAUGUCUGCCAUCAUCACGAAGCUCUCUGCCUUGAUGGAAGACCAGGUUCCUAACAUCAUGGAGAAUGUGUUUGAAUGUACGCUGGACAUGAUCAACAAGGAUUUCUCUGAGUUCCCCGAGCACCGUGUCGAGUUCUUCAACCUUCUCCGCGCGAUCAACCUUCACUGCUUCCCUGCUCUGUUGAAAUUGGACAACCGCCAGUUCAAGUUCGUCAUUGACUCUUGUUCCUGGGCGUUCAAGCACGAUAACCGUGACGUUGAGGCUGCUGGUCUUAACAUGUGCCUUGAGCUUAUUAACAACAUUGCGGACAAGACGGACGUUCAAACCUCCAAUGCCUUCUUCCAGCAGUUCUUCAUCACGAUCCUGCAGGAUGUGUUCUUCGUUCUUACCGACAGCGACCACAAGGCCGGUUUCAAGACCCAGUCCAUGGUCUUGAUGCGCAUGUUCUACUUUGUGCAGCCCGCUGACGGAUCUGCGCCCAAGAUCCAGGGUCCCAUCUACAGCCCUGAUCAGGCUGCUGCCGGCACCUCAAACAAGGAGUUCCUCGCUAACUUCGUGGCCAACUUGCUCCGUGGUGCUUUCCCCAACCUGCAACCUGCCCAAAUUCAGACCUUCGUCGAGGGAUUAUUCACGCUCAACGUUCAGUAUGAUAAGUUCCGCCUGAACUUGCGCGAUUUCCUUAUCUCUCUGAAGGAGUUUGCUGGCGACAACGCUGAGCUUUUCUUGGUGGAGAAGGAGCAGCAGGAGCGGGAUGCUAAGGCAGCCGACCUUGAGCGCCGAGGCAAGGUUGGCGGGCUUCUCAAGCCAUCUGAGCUCGAGGAUGACGAGUUGUGA